UGUCAAACCGAUAGGAAUUUCAAUAUUGGUCGUUGGAAAAGCCACAAAGGUUUAAAAUACAUAUAUAUAUUUUUCUGGACAAUAUGCAGCGUUUGCUUCAGGGAUGCCGUUCCAUCUACAUGUCAUCCGUGCUCCGGAGUGGAGGCCAGAUGGAUGCCAGUGCGAUGAAGGAUAUGCUAAAGUUUGAGUUCUCGGAGGACAACCAGCGCAGGGUCAAGGCCCUCCUGGCCUGGUAUCCGGAGGCCGAGUGGAAGGGAGCCCUGUUACCACUUUUGGACAUUGCCCAGCGGCAGCAGGGAUGGCUGUCGAUCAGUGCCGUCCAGGCCGUGGCCGAGAUUAUAAAAGUGGAUCCCAUGAAGGCCUUCGAGGCGGCCCAGUUCUACACGAUGUUCUUCAUGAAGCCGCGUGGGAAAUAUGUGGUUAGUGUUUGCACCUCAACGCCUUGCAAGUUGCGUGGGGGCGAUGAGAUCUUUAAGGCCUGCAAGAAGGCCCUGAAUCUGGUGCAUGGCCAGACCACUCCGGAUAUGCAGUUCACCCUGAAGGAGGAUUACUGCAUGGGUGCCUGUGUGAAUGCCCCGGUUCUGGCUGUUAAUGAUGAUAUGUACGAGGACCUGGACGAGAAGAGCCUGGCCGACAUCCUGGCGAAGCUCAGUAAGGAUAAGCUGCCGCCCGCUGGUCCGCAAAAUGGGAGAUGUGCCUCCGAGCCCAAGGGUGGACCCACCACCUUGAAGAUCCCACCACCGCCGCCCGGCUUCAUGAUGCAGGAUCUGCCUGAUCCGAAGACCAAGAAGUGCCAGUAGCCAUUGAUUAAGUUUUAAAGCAAUAAAUUCCGCC
Molecule: messenger RNA, 834 nt
Organism: Drosophila subpulchrella
Lineage: Eukaryota; Metazoa; Arthropoda; Insecta; Diptera; Drosophilidae
Gene: ND-24L
Product: NADH-quinone oxidoreductase subunit E
Exons: 1
Coding region: 84-800 (238 amino acids)
Biological process (GO): mitochondrial electron transport, NADH to ubiquinone
Molecular function (GO): NADH dehydrogenase activity
Source: RefSeq, a predicted model, not a curated record